AUGAAGUCUGAAGCACCAACAUCCAAUGAAAUAAAAGAAAGCUUGCCUCCGGAUAUUGUCCAGACAAUAUUACCUUAUUUAACCUCAAAGGAUAUUAAGAAUCUAUCUCUCACCAAUAAAUACUUCAACAAGUUGCUAGAUUACUCUAACUCUUCUAUUCUAUGGCAUGAACUCUUCAGGAAGUCAUUCGGGAAUACUUAUACGAAUGAUGAGCCUUUCAUCUCGAAGAAUUCAAAGAGGUUUCAAACCUGCAGCGAAACGAUAUUGUUGAAUACUCACCCAGGCAUUGAAUGGGACAAGUUGUACAAUCUCAGAAAAUAUCGGAGCGCAGUAUUCACUUGGGGAUGCAUAAAGCACGGAAGACUUGGUUACACAAUUAGCUCUAAUAGUAGACUUUCUGCAGAUUCCAUGAAUCAGCUGGAUAGAAGAAUUACAUUCGGAGUUUGUAAACCCGUUGAAGUUCCUUGGAUGCUUUAUUCUGUACCAAUAUCUGGUAGAGCUAAUAGCUGGGAUGAUGACGAUACUGAGGAAGAAACAAACAUAUUAGGUGAAUAUGACAGAUCAAUUGUUCAAAUAUCAGGAGGUGGUUUUUCCUUCCAGAUCUUGACCCAGUCAGGAAAGCUAUAUUCAACAGGGGCCACAUACCAUGGCGGACAUAAUGGACCUGGUCCACUUGCUGGAGAACACGAUUUUCAACCAAUCGAUGAAACGAUCCGUUCUUUAGAAAGAAGUUUUCCAUUAGUGCAUGGACCUUUCAGAGUCAUGGGCUCCAUUGGUGAUCCAAUAAGAAUUCAAAAUCCACACCAUACGACAAACUUAACGGGAACUUUUCAACAGCAUGAAGAUAUAUAUGCAGAUCUUAUGAAACUUAGUGAUAUUAGCUCGAAAUGUUUACCAGGAAAUGAUCAAGUGAGGCGGAUGCUUCCAAAGUCAAUAUUCAAUGUGAAAGAUCCAAAAGAUUUUGAUGAAUCAAUGAUCGACAGUGUCAGGUUCGUCGCAGUAAGUUCAGGUAGAUCACAUUUUCUUGCGUUGGAUGACAAAAAUGAUCUUUAUUCUUGGGAUGGUAGAGAGGUAAACCACGGAGUAAAGCUGAUAUUCAAUGAUUUACCAAUGAGAAGUACCAAUCCAAUUUUGAAGAUAAGUUGCGGUUGGAACUGCAACUGCAUUUUUAUAUAUGGAGUGGGGUUAGUCGUGUGGAAAUCAAGGGAUACAACUGUAGGGUUUGAUGGAUUUGCUAAUGCUCAUUACAAAGUAAUUCCCAAUACAGGAGAAGUGAAUGGCGCCAAUAAAAUAGUGGACUUUGCGUGCGGAUCCGAUAACGCCGUCUUUUACAUUACAAAUGAGGGUGAAAAGCUAUGGCUAUACUCAAAUGAGAUAGAGAAGUACAUAGAUUUACCUAUUGAGGGAAAAAUGGUAAAGGUUCAGGCGUCUAAUAACACAUUAGCAAUAUUCACAAGUGAUACAUGCUAUACCGUGGAAAUUAAAGACAGCGAAGUUGCUCAUAACACUUUAACCAAGAUUGAAAUCACACCAAAUGUGAAAAUCAUCUCUUUAUCUUUUGGUGACUACCAUGGAAUUGCGUUAUCAGACACUGGGGACAUGUACACAUGGGGAUUGGAAAGCGAAAUGUGUGGAUGUCUCGGGCUUGGAAAACCGGAAUCUAUUGUUUCAAGUGGAGCUGGAACUUUUGAAAGAGCGAGAAGCAUUAGGGUCCAGAGGCCUACAAAGGUUGACAUAGAUGGAACAUGCGUUGCAAUCACGGCGGGUGGUUGGCAAUCAGGUGCAAUCAUAAUAAAGGAUUGA
Messenger RNA from Kluyveromyces lactis, 1803 nucleotides. It is a transcript of the gene SAF1, whose product is annotated as SCF ubiquitin ligase complex subunit SAF1. Gene Ontology annotation, molecular function: guanyl-nucleotide exchange factor activity; protein binding. The record is from RefSeq and is a predicted model, not a curated record. Bases 1 to 1803 code for a protein of 600 amino acids. Gene Ontology annotation, cellular component: cytoplasm. The transcript has a single exon. NCBI's taxonomy places the organism in Eukaryota, Fungi, Ascomycota, Saccharomycetes, Saccharomycetales, Saccharomycetaceae.